UUCCUUCAGGAGAGCCCCUGCACUGUCAAUUAUUUUUUAAAUUCUCUCUUUUCUCCGUUAACCCUGGAUAACAAAUGUUCGUUGUUGAUGCUGUGUCAAUUAUCUUCAUUCACGAAACUCCACACAGGACUGAGUGACUCGUACCGGAAUGCAUUGUGUUGUUGUUGUCUUUUUUAGCCUGGUUAGCUCGACUAGUUUAGCUGUCUGCUCUUUAUGCUCUUUAAAGCUGUCAGCGUGUACCAAAUGUCUAGGCUAGGCUAGUUAGCUAGCUAGGUAACUAACUUAGCUACUUUACUACAGAAGAGCAAAAGACCACCAGGCUGCUGCCGAGUGUGGCAACAACUUUUGCUGCCACCUUCGUUCAUUUUAAGUUGGCUGGACGAGCCUUAUUGUUUUUAGCUGGUUAGCUAGCUAACGUUAGAUAGCUAACUUACUUAGACCGCUGGCGAAGGUUGGCUUUUCUGUUCCUGAGCUGUUCAGCACGUCCUCCUGAAGUAACUCACGAAGCAGUCGGCUAUUUUGGAAGUAUACUGAGAAAACACCACUGACGCAGCACCAUGCUUGGAGAGUGUGGCAUGAAAGAGCGAGAUAAGCUGGCACUGAAGAAGAACUCGGUGGCCCUUUGUAGAGAAAUGGUGGUGGAUGAGCUACUCAUCCAGUUUUUGCAGGCAGAUGACGUGCUGACUGAAGGCAUGGCUGAAACCAUUCUGGCAGAGCCAACGUCCCAUAAGCGAAGCUGGCGUUUGCUGUCGCUGUUGCCUAAACGUGGCCCCCGAGCCUUCGAAAGUUUCUGCAUCGCUCUCAGAGAGACAGAGCAGCAGCACCUCUGCAGCCUGCUCAUUCGAUUCAGAGACCGAGAGAGCACACCCACAGAGAGUGAGGGAGAAAUCUCAUUGACACAGGACAGCACACCUGCUAAGAACAGGAAAGAUCAGAAGAGAUUUCCAGACCCCACUCUUCCACUCCCAACGCAGGAGUGUGCAGUGCCUGCCAAAAGAGCUCGCACCCAUGAGUCUAUGGAGAUGUGUUUGGAUGCUGACAGUCCUGUGACCACUGCUGUGCUACCCUGCACUCCUGAGUUCUACAUGUCCCACAGUGCACAGGCCUACUCAAUGAGCUCUAGUCCACGGGGCCUUGCCCUAGUGGUGAGUAACGUGCGCUUUGAGCCAGAAUUAUCGGAACUGGACAUACGGAGAGGAGGAGAAGUGGAUGAAGAGGUGCUGAGGAGACUCUUUACGGAGCUGGACUUCACAGUCAGCCUACACAAAGACCUCACUGUCCAGGCGAUGCGGGACCGUAUAGAGCAGUUUGCACGGCGGCCGGAGCACGCAGUGUAUGACUGCUGUGCUGUAUGUUUACUGUCUCAUGGAGUUGAGGGCUCCAUCUACGGAACUGACGGACAGCUGCUGGAGUUGGACUGGGUGUUUGAGAGGUUUGAUAACGCUCGCUGCCCCCUGCUUCAGAACAAGCCAAAAAUGUUCUUCAUCCAGGCCUGUAGAGGAGAGGAGAUGGACAGUGGUGUAGACCAGUUAGAUGGUGAUGAUCGUGCAGAGCCUACAGACUGUGAACAGAGGGAUGCAGGGAGAGAAGAGAAGAGCGCAAGACAGAACGAAACAAGGGAGCAGAGAGACAGCGAGAGACUUCGAGUGAAACUACCCCAGAGAUCCGACAUGAUCUGCGGAUUUGCCACUCUCAAAGGUUUCAGCACUGCUGCAAUGAGGAACACAAAGAAAGGCUCCUGGUUCAUUCAGGAACUCAACGCAGCUGUGAGACAGAGAGCCAGAGACACGCACUUAUCGGAUAUACUGGUGCAGGUGAAUGCACGAAUUAAGGAGAGAGAAGGCUACGCACCAGGUUCGGCUCAUCAUCGCUGUAAAGAGAUGUCUGAAUUUACCAGCUCUCUCUGCAAAGACCUCUACCUCUUUCCCAAGUACUGCCCAAACAACUAGACAGUCACACACCGCUGUAAAAGGCCUUAAAUACACAAAUAUUUCAAAUUUGUAAGCUUUUCUUUUCAACUCAUUCCUUGAAACAUUCACACAAUUCUGUGCUGUACAUAUCUGCUCUGGGUUUUGCUAAUAAUUGGGCCAAUUAUAGAAUUACAGACAUUCCGUUUUGUUUUUCACUUUUAUUUUGUAUUCAACCACAAGCACCAAGCACUGUGUGUUUUUACACACAUUUAUACAUAUGGUUCUGAAACAGAUGAGUCGUUUUGUACAUGUCCAAAAACAUGCAUUUGUGAAUAUAAUUUGUUUUUAUAUAUCCAUAUAUUACAUAUGCUUGUUACACCAAUAUUUCAGUCUAUGAAAUAACACAGAUGUUUUUAAAUUCCAUUUGUCUUUUUAUCUGGGUGUUUCUUUGAAUAUACCAAUCACAAUUUUACAAAUUGUAAUGCUAGCCUUUUUUCAGAGAUCUAUUUUUGUCAGUUUUGUAGGAAUACAACUAUGUACAGUUUUUUUUACUUUUACUUUUUUUCUUGCUUUUUCUCUCAAAGCCGCAUUUAUGCAGAAAUUAUAGCAUGGUGAGGGUGGACCCCUCCCCCCACACCCUCACUCCAUCAGAUCCCUUUCUCCCAUACUGUGUUCACAGUAAAUACUCACACAUUGCAUGCCUUUUGGCUAUACCACCCUGCAGUGUUCUGUACUCCACAAUUUUUAAUGGUGCACAUUGCAGUGUCUGCAGUACUGACUGCACAAACAUCUGCCUUAGUAUUAGAACACAGACUAAUAUUGCUGUUCUUUUAGGCUGAUUCUUAACCCUUAGGAUUAGUAAAUGUUCAAACAGUUUUGGGAAAUUUGUUUGGAAGUGGUUAAAUGUGUAAUGAUGUCAGCAAUAGGAAAACUCACUUGCCAAAAUAUUGUUUUUCAGUGUAACAUUCUUGUGCUCUAAAUAUCUUUUCAGUUAACUUAUUUGCCUUUUGUAAAGCAUUGCUUUUAUGGUUACAUUCCACAUGUAAAUCAGUUUUGCUCUUUAUUUCUUGCUGCUCAACUGAUCUUCUCCAUUGUAUGGCUAUGAUUGUAGAUGACUUCCCCACCUUAUUUCUCCUCUAGGAGGCAGUAGAGCCAUAAGAAAAGAGGUCAGCUUUGCUCACUCACUCAUUUGUCCUACUGGAUUCAAGGAUUUAUUCUGUAAGAUUUGAACACAUGCUUUAAGUGAAUGCCUCUCUGUCCCCUGUCUUAUCUGUAAUGUGUCUGACGGUUAAAAGGUGUUUUGAAAAUUCUGAGUCGGUUUUAUGGUCAGUAUGAUGGCCUCAAACUGCAGGUUUCCUUAGGUUCAGUUUAAUGCAGUGAGAUUGGGGUGCACAAUGUUUCUUUGGUAUGCCUCGUGAAUUUGACCAAAUCAGAAUAUAGAACAUGUCUGUGUGAGGCUUGUGUAGUACUGCAGGGGUCACAACCUUUGACACAGGUCUCUGUCAUUCUCCAACACCUUCAGCAUUUCAGUUCACAUUAAUCAUCGUUAACACAUCAUCUUUCAUUAUUAGAGACAGCUGCUGUAUAUUUUUGAUGCCAAAUUAUAUUACUACCGCAUGACUUUUAUAUGGGGCGUAUGUUUUUUUUAUUUGGCUUUGUUAUUUUUUAUUUUUUUUAUUUUUUAAUAAUUUAACAGCAGUAGCUGACUUCAUCACAGCAAGUAUUUUGUACAAACAUGUUCCAUACUGUGUUAAAUUCAGACUGUUGUGCCAACCUGUUAUUCUUUUCAUGCUGAAUAUAUGCAGCUGUAUUUUGACCAUUUGAGUAGGUGGGUGCUGGGUAAUGAGUAAAAUACUACAGUUUGCCAUCUGUAGUAUGGUAUCAUAUAUUAUGUAAAUCAUAAUUGAAAGUUUGGAAAGAAAUUUUCUUUGACAUUUUUAUAUCAACAUAUAUUUAUAAAUGCUAAGAUUUAAAGAUUUAAGAUAAAGGAAGGACUGUUGUACUUAUGAAUCAAUGAAAUAGUUCAGUAGGGUUUCCCGUAAGUGUUGACGGGGUCACAGCAGUAUUGAUUUGCUUCCUUUGUGAAUGAUUAUAUUCAGAGUUAUAACCACCACCCCUGCGCCAGUUUUCUUUUCUUAUGUGAAUUUUACUGCCAUUGUUUGUUUGUUUUUUUUUCUUUCUUUUUUUUUUGAAACCCUAUAGCACCUGAUAGUGUUUUAGAUUCUGUUCUGAAGUUUUUCCUGUAUAUGAUCCUACAGUCUGAUCACAACCAGCCACAUACAGUCGUAUGCAAAUAUUUGAACACCCUGAUCAAAUGACAUGUUUUAUUAAUUCCUCUGCAUCCUCUGCAGGGAAUAAAUUUAAAUAUGGCAUUUCUGCAAAUUUUAGUGCACAAUUUCUAUUUAAAUGCUGCAUUUAACAUAAUGGAAAAAAUAAAACAUAAAACUUGCCAAAACUUUUGCACAAUUUGUUACUUUUUUCCCCCAAUAUGUUUAAUUCAGCAAAUAAACAAUAAUUGUGCACUAAAAUGUGCCAAGGGCUGUUCACUGUAGAGGAUGUUUUUUACUUAUUUUCACUCAACAAAAUGUCGUUUGACCAGGAGCGCCCACACUUUUGCAUACGACUGUAUGUGGCCGAAACUCCCCUUUGUGCCUGAUGAACUUUGUCGAGAAGUGCAACACCAGUGUGCUCUGAGUGAAAUGUUCAUUAUAUUUAAUAUGCAGUGUGGUUUCCACCCAUCCCAUUGGGGAAGAAUGACCUACUCAUUAGUAUGACUUGCAGUUAAUUUUUAAAUGAUUGACUCUAUUCACUGCCAUUAUCUGUUCUAACAAGCUCUGGAGGGUGCUGUGGAAAAUAUUGUUAUUCAGUCAUUUGUGAUAUUUUUGUAAAAACAAAAAAACUGUCUUAGAAUAAAAAGUAUAUUGUUCAAAAAGAAAUUUGCAACGGUAAUAUUGCUUUGUGUGUAUUGGCCGUGUGUGUGUGUGUGUGUGUGUGUGUGUGUGUGUGCGCACACUUGUUGGUGUGUGUCUGCAUGCAUGCAUGCAUGUCUGCUGGUGUGCUUUUGUCUGGUUGUCCCAUUGUUUGUGUAUUCUUGGACAUUAAUUAACACAUUUAGAGUGU
Molecule: messenger RNA, 5030 nt
Organism: Colossoma macropomum (tambaqui)
Lineage: Eukaryota; Metazoa; Chordata; Actinopteri; Characiformes; Serrasalmidae
Gene: casp2
Product: caspase 2, apoptosis-related cysteine peptidase
Exons: 12
Coding region: 558-1949 (463 amino acids)
Biological process (GO): proteolysis; regulation of apoptotic process
Molecular function (GO): cysteine-type endopeptidase activity
Source: RefSeq, a predicted model, not a curated record